Messenger RNA from Lathyrus oleraceus (garden pea), 1609 nucleotides. RefSeq lists its product as uncharacterized. The record is from RefSeq and is a predicted model, not a curated record. NCBI's taxonomy places the organism in Eukaryota, Viridiplantae, Streptophyta, Magnoliopsida, Fabales, Fabaceae. Bases 60 to 1250 code for a protein of 396 amino acids. The transcript is spliced from 11 exons.
AUAUGAAACUCCAUGUUCAUAGGUAGGUUUUUGAGUUACAGAAAUUGAGUUGAGUUGAAAUGGAAAACAAAAAUGGUGAUAAUCGGAAUCACUUUUCUUCUCCGGUGGUGAAACUGAGUGAUUGUUUCUCGGAGCUUGUCAAAUUCACCCUCACUUCCCACUCUCACCUUCUCAAUCUUGAAACCAACUUCUGCUCCACUCUCCUCAAACAAGACAAUGCUUCUUCCUCUUCUUCUUAUUUCGAAUCUUUUUUGGAAGGUGUUCCACAGUAUCCUCUGUACAACCGUCUUGCUUCAGCUCUGUUAAGGUGUAUGGAUUCUCAAGGAUUUUGUAGUACAGGCUGCAAUAUAGAAAUGAUGAACAAUAAAUUUGAGAAUUCUUCCAUGCAGCAAAAACACAAUGAAUGGCAGAAUUUGAUUAUAGAGAAGGGGUCUGAAAUAGUGAAUCAGAUUUUGAAGACUGUUUCCUUUCAACUACAUGUUCAAGAGCCUUUUUUUACACAACUAAAAGAUGGCCUGAAAACAAUUGAGGGGAGGUGUGCCAGUGCCAAAUACAACAGGAUUGAAUUAGGAAAUCUGAUUCUCUUAAAUAAGUCUUUGGUGUUUGAAGUUCAGGGAGUAAGGCGGUAUCCUUCAUUCUUUGACAUGUUGGAGACAGAAGGCCUUGGAAAAGUUCUUCCAGGAGUUGAAAGUGUUGAAGAAGGUGUGAAGAUCUAUAGGAGGUUUUACACAGAAGAGAUGGAACAAGCAAAUGGCGUACUUGCAAUCAGUGUUUCAAAACUCUCGUUUCAACCAUGCACUUCAUUGGCUAGCUUAUUUUCUGAAUUAAGUUAUGCGGGUGUACAAGGCCUUCUCGGUCUAAUGCAUACCACUGGGACAGUUCCUGAUGCACUUCCGCCACCAAGAUCAACUCUGUUAGCAUCAUUUAAUUUCCCAUGCAAUCCAAACGAAAAGUCCUUGACUCAUGGAGCUCGGGCAUUGGCCAAGCAUGCCGGUAGAAGUAGCAGUGGUUAUUGGGGUUCUUUGGUUGGGAAUGAUUCUAAUAAAAAUAGGCUUGCAAUGGACGUUAUUAACAACUUAAUAGCACAUUGCUGUUGGAUGAAUAUACACAUUGUCCCGCCACAUGGAGUUGUCUUUGAAAUAAGAGUUGCUGAUGGAUAUGGUGCUCGUUGGAAUGAAGAUGGAAGUAAGUUUAUUGGAUUUUUAGAGCCAUACAUGCAAGAUGGUCACUCGAAAGGGUGGAAGCAUUAGUUCUGCUAGCCAGUUUUACCAAGACCAUAGCAGCCAGCAACACCUAUGUAAUUGAAUACCACUUUUUCAUUUUAGCUUGUGAUUAUGUGUAUUAUUUGUAUUUUUGUCUCUACUUUUUGGCAUUGCGAUUUAGGAUUGUGUUAAGAGUAAGUAAUUAGGUGAAAUAACUUUGCAUAAAUAAGUUGUACUUCAAAAGAGGAGGAUGAUUUCAAAUUUCGUAGUAUAAGGAGUGCUCUUCGGGUCAAAACCAUACCAAAUGUUAUGUCAUGAAUCAUUUGUAAUGGCUAUUAUGUCAGAUUUUGACAUGAUGCUUGGAUCCUAGGAUUUGACAACUUAUGAUACAUGAUAAUUGUUCCUUA